Messenger RNA from Ilex paraguariensis (yerba mate), 326 nucleotides. The record is from the annotation of a GenBank genome assembly. Lineage: Eukaryota; Viridiplantae; Streptophyta; Magnoliopsida; Aquifoliales; Aquifoliaceae.
UCCUCUCUUCGGAGAGAGAGAGAGAGAGAGAGAGAGAUGGGCUUACCUCAAAACCCAGCUAUGCCUCUGCCAUCGUUCCUCGACAAUUGGAAAAGCAACGACAAAUUUGUAUUUUCACACAAUAUCCUGUCAGUUGGCUUGUGUAACCCACCGAAUAGAUGGGUUAAAAUUAACCCAUGUAGGCUUGCAAAAGAUGAUUGUUCAUUCGGGUCAUGGUAUAACCCGAAAAUUAUAUCCCACCUCCUUUUUUCAUUCCCAAACAAAGGUUAUAUGGACCCUUCCCCUUUUUUAUCUCAUCCAACUAGUGGAUAACCACCUUUAACCCA